AUUGGCAGCGUACUCGUAUCGGCGUCUGCGCUUGUAGUAGAUACCUACAGAUAGUUAUAAUCAGUUCGUAAACGAACGCCAAGACGUAUGGUCGUGUGUGGUGGCAUCUUUAUUUACCUCCCGUGAUCUUAUUUUUUGCGCGACUUUUUUGUCAAAUUAUUUUAGACACAAAACACGUUUGUGCUUUUGAAGAUAUUGUACUUUGAACGCGGAAGAAACACCACUAAAUUAUCCAUUCAAACGGUUGGAAAAAUCGAACAAUUUUGCAAACUUGAACUUUGAAUUUUGUUUGUGUUAAAAAUGACGGGCAAAAUAGACCUUUAUAUCCGUAACAGUGAGAGUGAAAACUAUCACCUGGGUCAUUUAUUUAUGGACUUCAUGAAAGAGAAAUCACCCGAUGGGAUUUUCCAGAUAGACGCGUCAACGGACGAACACGAAACCAACGGGUCAGUGUGGCAGAGGUCUACUCAGCUAGCGAGGGCGCUGCGCCAGGUAGGCCUCCGCCCUGGGGCUCCGCUGGCGCUUUCCGGGGCCAACCACCUGGACAUCCACAUCCCGUACUACGCUGCACUGCUUAAUGGAUUGCCUGUUGUUGCAGUCGACCCUUAUUUCAAAUAUGACGAAAUCCGCUACCUGUUCAAACUGGCGGAACCCAGGGUAGUGUUCUGUUCACACGCCAUGUUGUCCACAUACAAGCGCAUUGCCGAGGACCUGGACCUAGACCUGAUCAUCGUCACCUUCGACGGAGACUACAACAUGGCCAAGUUUGUGGAAGAACAUGAUGAUAAGCAGGACAUUGAUGAAUUCCAGCCAGCGGAGUUCGACACGGAGUCGGUGUAUGCCUGGCUGGUGAGCACCAGUGGUACAUCAGGGCUGCCGAAGGUGGCCGCCUUCAAGCACAGAGUACUCGUCAAGCAAAUCAUCAACUUCAGUCGCCUGUCCUUCAUCCCUGAUGAUGGAACUCAUAUGGGCCUGAACCUAGCGCCAGUGCAGUGGAUCUCAGGGUACUACAACGCGCUUGGGAUGCCUCUCGUCAACCUGAUCAAGCUGCAGACCUCGAACUCCGACGACUUGGAACACAUCAUCGACAUCAUCAACAAAUAUAAGCCAUCGAGCAUGCUGUCGAGCCCGGCGACAAUGUCUCUGCUGCUGAAACACGACAAGUUCUGCGACCUGACCUGCUUCACCAUGCUCACCAUCACCGGCGCCAAGCCGCAGGAAGGACUCUUCAAAAUGCUCAAGUCCAGACUAAGCCCGGAUGCUAUAGUGAUGGACGCAUACGGUCAGACGGAGACGAUAGGUCCUGCCUUGAUGCCCAACCCUGAGGGACCCGUCGGGUCGUGUGGGGUACCCAUGCCACCAGCUAUCCGGCAAAUUAAGUUAGUGGAUCCAGAGACCAACGAAGAGAUAACCGAGGCAAAUGUUCCCGGGGAGCUGUGGACCAGAGGGCCCAGCUUCGCGGAAUACUAUAACAACCCUGAGGAGACCAGGCGGGCUUUCACAGAAGAUGGCUGGUACAAGUCAGGAGAUCUACUCUACAGGGAUGAGAGGAACAACUACUUCUUCGUUGAAAGGAUCAAGAUGUUGAUCAAGUACAAAAACUAUCACGUUAACCCGAACGAGAUCGAAGACUUGAUCCACCAGCUGGAUGGCGUGCUGGAGGUGUGUGUGGUAGGCAUACCAGACGCAAUAGUGGGCCAUCUGCCGGCCGCGUGUGUCGUCCUCCGGCCCAACGCCACGCUCACCGCUCAGCAAAUCAAGGACCUCGUCGCUGAUAAGCUAGCACCCAGCAAGCAUCUCCGAGGAGGCGUCAUAUUCAUGGACAAACUACCAAAGACUUCCACAGGAAAGGUGGCGCGAGCGAAAAUAACUAAACUCGCUCCGACAUUAAAGAGAAAAUAACACGCUGUGGGUUGAAAGUGGGGCCAGGUGGAUGGUGGAUACCCAGUAUUGGGAUUUGUUUAUAUUUAUAAUUUUAUUAACUGUGGUAUUAGUUAUAAGGGAUAAAUACACGUAAUAAAUGAAAUGAACACCGAAAUAAA
Pectinophora gossypiella (pink bollworm) is the source of this 2042-nucleotide messenger RNA. Its product is annotated as luciferin 4-monooxygenase-like. Gene Ontology annotation, molecular function: long-chain fatty acid-CoA ligase activity. The transcript is spliced from 11 exons. Lineage: Eukaryota; Metazoa; Arthropoda; Insecta; Lepidoptera; Gelechiidae. The record is from RefSeq and is a predicted model, not a curated record. The coding region runs from base 301 to 1902 and encodes 533 amino acids. Gene Ontology annotation, biological process: long-chain fatty acid metabolic process; fatty-acyl-CoA biosynthetic process.